Messenger RNA from Aspergillus nidulans FGSC A4, 1632 nucleotides. RefSeq lists its product as uncharacterized. The record is from RefSeq and is a predicted model, not a curated record. The coding region runs from base 1 to 1632 and encodes 543 amino acids. The transcript has 10 exons. Lineage: Eukaryota; Fungi; Ascomycota; Eurotiomycetes; Eurotiales; Aspergillaceae.
AUGAAUUUCAAAUAUCUCUUUGGAUAUUCAGGCCAGGCCUCUGGAAACGCCUCGUGGGAAGCUAAAGCCAGCGCCAAACGAGCAGACACCCUCGCCAAGAUUCCCGCAGAAUGGCUUUUGCCCAAGGAGGAUCUCGACAAGGCUGCGAAUGAGCGGAAUCUUACGGGGCCGUUUAUCAACCAAUAUCUUUCCCCCGAUGACAUCGCCAUCGUGGAACAGGGCAGUGUGCCUCUAGUUGAGAAAAUGAGCGCGGGAAAACUCAGUGCGGUCCAGGUUACUCGGGCUUUCUGCAAGACAGCAGCAAUUGCACAUCAGAUUGUGGGCAUUUCUCUCUGUACCCCGGCCCAGCUCGAGGGGCUUUUCUCCCAGAGCCAGUCUUCUCAUCAUGCUUACGAUGAUAGAACAACUGCUUGCACGAGCUUAAAAGAUCAGUUUCACGUAAAAGGCAAUGCGACAAGCAUGGGCUAUAUUGGCUGGAUUGACACCUACGAGGGCAACCCGGACCCAAACCUCGUCUUCAACGUAAACAGCCAGGUUGUGACGGAACUUCUCGCUCUUGGUGCUGUCCUCUAUUGCAAGUUCGGCGAAACUGUGAACAACAUAAUCGGCCGCACGUUGAACCCCAUCAACCAGAAUCUCUCAUGUGGAGGCUCAUCUGGAGGCGAAGGGGCGUUAUCAGCCUUGCACGGUAGCUCUGUCGGCCUAGGCACAGACAUAGGUGGUUCUGUGCGCAUUCCGGCCGGUUUCUGUGGGAUAUUCUCGCUCAAACCAACCCACAACCGCCUUUCCUACCGGGACGUGGCCAACGUUAUUCCCGGGCAAACGACCUAUGCGUCUUCUGUCGGGGUACUGGGUAACACGAUUGAAGCCAUACAUCUAGUCCUCAGCUCGCUCAUCUCGACUGAGCCCUGGCUCCGAGACCCGAAUGUUGCCUCUCUCCCGUGGCGCCAGAACAUAGCAGAUGAGACCCUCUCCCGAGCAGGCAAAGGAGGCCAAUGCACUUCUGCUGGAGACAAGCAACCUCUAAAACUUGGGGUUCUCUGGACAGAUGGAGUCGUGACCCCUCACCCGCCUGUGGCACGAGGCCUGCGUUUGACUGUCGACGCGGUGAAAAAAGCGGGCCACAGGGUCUCCUUUCUGAAAGCCGAUGGCGGCCACGACAUCAACCGCCAGCUCGAUCUAUCCGGGGAGCCAUUGAUCCCCCAACUCAGGGAUUCAUUCACUCUUCGAGAUCCAAUGUCUCUCCUCAAAUACCAGGCCCUCACAAUCGAGGGACGGGAUUACGAAGCGGCUUAUUCGGAUUAUUGGAACGAGACGGCCAAUGCCGAAGACGGUAGACUACCCACUAGACGUCCCCUUCCUCCCGUCUUCCUUGCCUUGAACCCCCCAAGCGGGAUGCGCGCCACUGUUGUCAUACCCGUCACGAGAGCAGACAAGAACCAGGAUCUAGCGGACCCGGACUAUGCGCCGUUGAAUGAACUUGACGCGAAGAAUUGGGAGGCUUAUGAUGCGGAUAUCUACGAUGGCGCCCCUGUCGGUGUGCAGAUUGUCGCGAGAAAGUACGAAGAGGAGAAGAUCUGGGCGAUUGGGAAGCUGGUUUACGACUGCCUUCUUCAACAGGAGGCUCAGUGA